Molecule: messenger RNA, 1072 nt
Organism: Cylas formicarius (sweet potato weevil)
Lineage: Eukaryota; Metazoa; Arthropoda; Insecta; Coleoptera; Brentidae
Product: fungal protease inhibitor-1-like
Exons: 2
Coding region: 71-361 (96 amino acids)
Biological process (GO): negative regulation of peptidase activity
Molecular function (GO): peptidase inhibitor activity
Source: RefSeq, a predicted model, not a curated record
UACCAUAUUGCUAUAUAUAUUAUUCGGAAAAGUUGCCAACGGAUAUAUCAGCUGAACGCGCACUGUCAUAAUGAAAGUGGUGCCGAUAAUCCUGCUAAUGACUUUGGGCUUGGUAUCUUCUCAGGUAAUGGUGUGUCCUCCGGACUAUUGCGAGAAACAUCCUUGCUUAAACCAGACAUCCUGCACAGAAAACGAAACGUUGGCACCCACCUUUUGCCGAUGCUGUUUCAAAUGUGUUCCGAUCAUCGGUGAAGGUCACAGAUGUCUGAAAUUAUCCGGAACACCACCUCGUUACAUUUGCGACUACGGAUUGAAGUGUUGUUCCGGCAUAUGCCGUAAACAUUGCCCUCCUGCUCUAUAAUAUGCUAUUAAGUUAAUCCGGCUUGUAACAACUCGUUUGUUUUAGUUUUACCUUUGUCCACAGAAGGUAAACAAAAACUGCAGAAAAGAAAAGAAUUAUUAUCGCUCUAUCUCAAUUUUAAGCAUCUUUUCCGAAAUGUCAAACAUGACUUAUUAAGUACCACGUGGGAUUUCUUCUAUUGCAUGGAGCCGAAUCCUAACCAUUAAAUGUAAAGUCAUUAAAUCGCAUCGAAGCGUUUGAAAUGGGGAUUCUUCCUUGGAUGUUUAAGAUCUCAUACUCUGAACACAUUUCUAAAGAAGUGCUGCGAAGAGUGGGCAUCGAAAAGCAUCACUUGGACACAAUAAACGCCCAGAAAGUAUGGGACACAUUUUAAGAGGACCUACAUCAUUACGAAGUUAAUACUGCGGGACAAAAUGGAGAAACAGGACGAAAACAACACUCAUGGCUCCGGAACAUCAGGCAUUGGAGCGGCGUACCAGACGCGGAAAAAAUACUACGCAGGGCAGAGGACAACACCAUUGCAAAUCAAUUGAUGAGAAUGUGCAAAUAAUCCCCAACUCACAAGAAUUCAUACCUCAGUAAUCUCCUAUAAUAUUGUUGUUCUUAGCGGUAGGGAAACUUUUAUAAAACGCAAAAUACUCGCUGUAACAUCAAUCUAUUUGCAUGAUGUAAUGACAUAUGUACACAAAAAUAAAUCGAAUUUUCAAGUUA